Messenger RNA from Cucurbita moschata (crookneck pumpkin), 1802 nucleotides. RefSeq names its product probable protein phosphatase 2C 24. Gene Ontology annotation, molecular function: cation binding; protein serine/threonine phosphatase activity. Gene Ontology annotation, cellular component: nucleus; cytosol. The record is from RefSeq and is a predicted model, not a curated record. Lineage: Eukaryota; Viridiplantae; Streptophyta; Magnoliopsida; Cucurbitales; Cucurbitaceae. Bases 315 to 1583 code for a protein of 422 amino acids. Gene Ontology annotation, biological process: protein dephosphorylation. The transcript is spliced from 4 exons.
UCAGAUUUGUUCUACAACUUCGAUCUGCCCGUUUCUUCCCUCGGGUACUUACCCGCCCUGACCGUCCUCCCUAGGAAAUUUUCAAUAUCGAGCUCUGUCUUCCUUUUAAAGCGUCUCCCUCCGCCGAACCACUCUUCUCUUUCAUCUGCUCGUUUUCGAAUUCCGUCGUCCGUCGUCGUUGCCGGCGUGUUCAGAGAUUGGAGUAAUCGAUUGCGGAGAUUUGAGUUUUUGUUUGUGGUGGCUGGGGGAGGAUUGAGAAGGGAAAGGAAAGAGAAAUUAGGGGAAGUAACGGAAAUUGUAUUGUUUCAUUGGUAAUGGCGGAGAUUUGCUGUAAAGUGAUAGGUGAGAGUGAGGCGUCGUCGUCCUGUGAGCCGAGCUCGCGAGUGGCUAGACGUCGGAGAAUGGAGAUCAGGAGGUGUAAAUUUGUUGCCGGAGUUGCUCCGUCGGAGACUGAUACUGUUGCGAAGCGACAGAAGCUGGAGGAUCGAUCGGCGUCGCUUUCCAGAGACUGUGAUAACGCAGUUGAGAACUGUGAUUCCGGGGAAGAAGAGACUGUCGGGAGUUUUGUGGCCGGAGAAGUUCCGAAGGAGGUGUCGACACCUCUGCAUCGGGAAUCUCCUAUCAUUCCUUUAGGCGUAGAGAUUCCGAAGUUUGGAUUCUCUUCUGUUUGUGGAAGACGGAGAGAUAUGGAAGACGCGGUGGCCGUUCAUCCAUCGCUUUGUUUUACAGACAAGGAAGCCACCGAUAAGGUGCACUUGUUCGGUGUUUACGACGGCCAUGGCUGCUCUCAUGUGGCGAUGAGGUGUAAGGAUCGACUGCACGAGCUCGUCAAAGAGGAGUUAGAUCGGGAAGUGAAAGAAGAGUCUUCCGCCGCGGCGGAAGCCUCGAGGUGGGACGGCGCCAUGAAGAGAAUCUUCCGCCGAAUGGACAACGAGGUUGUGGCGCGAAACAAUGAAGAAAUUGUGGUUGCGAAUUGUAGAUGCGAACUGCAGUCCCCGGACUGUGAUGCCGUUGGAUCCACCGCUGUCGUUGCAGUUGUGACGGCGAAUAAGAUCAUCGUUGCUAACUGCGGCGAUUCCAGAGCCGUUCUUUGUCGCAACGGGAAGGCCGUUCCUCUCUCCUCCGAUCACAAGCCGGAUCGGCCCGACGAGCUAAACCGGAUCGAGGAAGCCGGCGGCCGUGUGAUCUAUUGGGACGGACCAAGAGUCCUCGGAGUUCUCGCCAUGUCAAGAGCCAUAGGCGAUAACUAUCUGAAACCGUAUGUGAUAUCGGAGCCGGAGGUGACGAUAACAGAUCGGACGGCAGAGGACGAGUGCCUAAUUCUGGCGAGCGAUGGGCUUUGGGAUGUGGUUCCAAACGAGACGGCGUGCGGAGUUGCGAGCAUGUGUCUUCGGGGAAAGACAGAGGCUCGGUCGCCAGGGUCGCCGCCUGUGGCGGUGGAGACGGCGGUGGAAAGGGUGGGGACGGAGAGGGCGGACAAGGCCUGCAACGAUGCGUCGAUACUGCUGACGAAGCUGGCGUUAGCCAGGCACAGUACGGACAACGUGAGCGUCGUGGUGGUGGACCUUAAGAGGGACACGUAGCCUAAGAAUCUGUCCCGAUCUGUCCGCGUCCUUUUUUUAUUACUAUUAUUAUUUAGUAAAGAAAUUAAAUUGAAAAUUUAGAGAAAAAAAAAGGUCUUUUUUUAUUAUUAUUUUUAAAAAUUAGAAAGGGGAAAAUCAAGUUUUUAGUGAGGUAUAGAAUGAAGAUAAUCCAUCUUUCUUGGGAAUCUUCUUCUUUUCGAAUGUCAAAAAAAAAAAAAA